GCCUCACCCCUCCGCCACACUUCGAAUAACACUGGAACGCCGCUGCUCACGAUCGACUCAAAUGCGGCCCCUACUCCUCGACGACAUGAUCAUCUAAUGCCUCGGAACAACCUCAAUGAACAAAUCAAGUGGUUGCUGAGCGCGAAGCCAUUCAUUCCGCCCACGACAUCCCUCAUUGCAUACGAUCCCGAAGUCCCACCGGCAUAUACAACGCCUACAGAACCAGCUUCCUUUGUGCCCGACGCAGCGUCGCAUGAUGCAAUCGACAGAGUACCUCCGAGAGCAUCCGUACCGCCUGCCCCGCCCUCCUCCAAUAACACCAGACAGCCUUCCCCAGGCGGGGACGCAGACCCCGAGAUGGCGCGACUACGCGGCACUCCAGGCGAUGGAAAGCCUAGACUUAUGUUAAAGGAGGUGCCAGUGCAGAGAACGCUCUCUAUUUCGACGCAUGCUCGGAAAGGGGAGGAAGCUGGUGCUGCUAGGCCGCCUGCAUCCAGUUCCCGAAAUCCCAUUACGGCGAAGCAAGGGAAUGGAGGCGAAAUAGACACCAUCGACUUGACCAGCGACCUUGACGAACCACCUGCUAAGGACCCGCAACGCCCUAAGCAGGGAAAGAAACGGAAGAGCGAUGAGUUUGAACAUGGUGAGAGGAUCAAAAAAUCGCCCCGGCCGGACAAACACCAACAGCCCGCGGCCACCCCAAAUAGACUCGAUUUUGAUGAUUUUGCCAACAUCGACGAGUUCGGACACGUACCCACCAGCCCUCCUCCUCCAUAUUCAACUACCGUCCCAGAUGUUCGGGUUUCGGAUGAUGCUGAUAUGGAAGACAUUUCUUACGAUAAUGAUGACUUUGGCGUUCGGAUCCCCGAUAGUGGCGAUGAAGAAGACCUACGAGAUGUCAUGCCUCUGUUGCCGGAGAAUGUCAGGAAGCGGAAGCCCAUGAAUCGCGUGCCUUCGGACGCAUCUAUCCCUCCCCGUAAGAUUGGCAAGCAGGUCGAAAACCGGUCGUCAGAGAAGGCUACAGUUCGAGGUUCUGAAAAGGAGCCGCCAGGGAAGGACAUUCCGCGUGAGACUUCGGUGAAGAAGGUGCGCCAUGCCGUGUUGGACUCUGAGGAUGACGACUUUGGAGAUCUUGAUGAGAUAGAUUUUGAGUCUCACUCUCCAGGAAGGGAGGCGGAAGCUGAGCUCCGAGAAACCCGCAAGUCUACCCCUCGGGACUCCCCUCAAAGGCCCACAAAAUGGGAACCAUUGACCUAUGAUAAUCCCCAUCCAGCUCCCCCACGGACUCCCCAGAGACCAACCAAGUGCGAAUCCUUGAUACUUGAAACAGAAGCGCAAACACGUGAGAGCAGUCAUCCAUCUCCACGGCGUUCCCCUCACAAACCAACCCCAUGCGAACCCGUGACGUCUUCUUUGCCGAUCCGUUCACCAACAAAAGCGACGAUAAAGACACCAUCAGGCUCACAAGCACGCCAGCGCGAGAUCCCUUAUAGUCCUUCGAAACUUGCUGGACUUUUCACAGCGCAGUCAUCGCCGAGAAGAUUGCAUGAUAGCCAGGAGCCCAAGCUCAGAUUUCCUUCUUCAUCAAACGUCCCGAAAGAGGAUAGGGAGCUCAUCCGUCGGACCGUGUCAGAUUUCAUAAGGAUUGAGGAAUGUCGACUCGGGGAACAUCUUCAGAAGGCACAACAAGAUUGGAAGGACGCACGUUCAGCUUAUCUGGAGCAUCUAGAGGAUAAUGACGGAAAGGCGCUUCCCGGCGAGUGGGAGAAGGUGGAGAUGUCGCGCUCGAGGAAGGACGCCACGGAGAAGUUGAUCAGUCUUGCCAGAGAUGAGAGGGAGCUGAGUACUCAGCGGAUGGAGGUCAGAAAAAGGAUGGAGGAAGCCCUCGAGAAGGGAGAGACGCCCGUUGAUGGCGAGAAAGCUGCCAGAAUCAAGCGGGCUUUGGAGGAUAUCCAAUCCCAAAUCUAUUCUCUGAUUCAAGUCGCCGGGUUGAACAGUUUCACCAACCCUCCUCCGCCCGAUCAUCCAGAUGGUUCCGCCCACGAUAUCGUUGUUCAAUCCACUCAGACUGCCACAGCUGUGAGGCCGGUGCAUGUCGCAGCCUCGUCAGACUUGAAUCACGUCCCUCAAACACAAUACGUCAGGCAGACACAGAUAUCCGUCCGCGAGGUUUGGACGCCUUCCAGAUCAAUCCGGUUUGCCGGAGGGAAUGAAACCGGGCCGAUCCCGCUGCCACCUGCGUUCGCGAAGCCCAACCGUCCGCCUCCUGAGGGUCAAGGAGCGGGCCCCAGAACCAUGGCGGGAGAAAGAUCUCACAGAAUACCGGAAACACCUCAACGCCGGGAUUCAGUUGAGCUACGUUUGAAGACCGCACGCGAAUCUAGCGGCCACGAGUCUUUUCACACACCUGAUGAUAUUCCUGAAGAUUUUGGGGACGACUUUGGGGAUGGCGAAAACCUAUUCGCAAAUUGUAUGGAUGAAGACGAAGACUAUGGCUAUGAUGUAGACGAAGAAGAUUGGCAUAACGUGGCUGAGAACAUUGAGAAAAGACCACUCCAGAAUUACGACUGGAGAGGCGAGAGAAUUGAGCCUGAGUCCCGGCAGCAACUCAUAGACCCUGUUUGUGAGUCCUCGGUUGCUCGCAGUCGACAACGGCCAAAUACCCGUUCCCCGCGAAAGUCUCAGCUUAAUGACGAGGGCUACAACUUCCCUUGGUCUCAGCAGGUGAGAUACGAGAUGAUUCAUCGAUUCAGGCUGAUCGGAUUCCGUCCGGGUCAGUUGGAGGCAAUCAACACAACUUUGAACGGAGAGCAUUGUUUCGUACUCAUGCCUACGGGAGGGGGCAAGUCCUUGUGCUACCAGCUGCCUGCGGUUAUUACGUCUGGCAGGACACACGGUGUUACCAUCGUCAUCUCUCCACUGCUUAGCUUGAUGGAAGACCAGGUUAAUGCAUGCCAGAGCCGCUUCAGCAUGCAGGCAGCGCUGAUCAACGGAGAAACCGGCGGUGCAGAGAAGAAUGAGAUUAUGGGCAGACUGAAGAGUCCUGAUCCCCAGAGUUCUCUACAGCUCCUGUAUGUCACGCCUGAGAUGCUCGGGAAAAGCCAGAGAAUGCUCAACGCAUUCAAGGACCUAUACAACAGAGGCCAACUCGCUCGUGUUGUCAUUGACGAGGCUCAUUGUGUCAGUCAAUGGGGACAUGAUUUCCGCCCAGACUACAAAGCCCUUGGAGAUGUGCUUCGCCAGUUUCCUGGAGUCCCAAUCAUUGCCCUAACGGCCACAGCAACGCAAUUGGUUCAGACCGACGUGAUGGCAAAUCUGGGAAUACGAGGUUGCCGCAAAUUCGCCCAAAGCUUCAACAGGCCCAAUCUGUCGUAUGAGGUUCGAGAAAAAGGAAGAAAUGUUGUCGGCAGCAUCGCAGAAUUGAUCCGAUCGAAGUACACAGGCAAGUGUGGCAUUGUGUACUGUCUAGCCCGGAAAACCUGCGAAUCUGUUGCGAGGAAGCUGAAUGAUUUGGGUGUACGUGCCCAUCACUACCACGCAGGCAUGCAGUCUCACGAGCGAUCGGACGUCCAGGAAAAAUGGCAGAAAAACAUCUACCAUGUCAUCGUUGCCACAAUCGCGUUCGGGAUGGGCAUCGACAAGGCAGACGUGAGGUUUGUCAUACAUCACAGUCUGCCAAAGAGCUUGGAAGGGUAUUACCAAGAAACUGGGCGUGCUGGCCGUGACGGGAAACGUUCCGAAUGCUACCUGUAUUACAUGUAUGCGGAUUCAAACACCCUGAGGAAGAUGAUUAUGGACGGCGAUGGGAGCGAAGAACAAAAGCAGAGGCAACGUGACAUGUUGCGCGAUGUCAUCCAGUACUGUGAGAACAAGAGUGACUGUCGCAGGGUUCAAGUCCUGCAAUACUUCAGCGAGAAGUUCCGGCGUGAAGAUUGCAACAAGACAUGCGACAACUGUAGGUCCGGUACAGUCUACGAGGAGAAAGACCUUACCUCAUACGCAGCUGCUGCAAUCAGACUUGUCGAACAGGUCGAGAAGCAACAUGCAACACUGCUUCAAUGCGUGGACGCCUUCCGAGGAUACAAGAAAUCCAGGUUCAUUAAGUAUGGCCUUGGAGAAUUCGGGUAUGGAGAGGACCUGGAACGAGGCGACGUUCAGCGGUUAUUUUCGUUGCUGCUCCAGACUCAGGCGCUGAGACAAGAGAGCGUAUUGAACAAGGCGAAGUUCGCGACCGCUUAUAUCAAGCUUGGAAAUCGCUGGCAGGACUAUGCAGAGGGGCGCAGGCGGGUGAAGAUGCAAGUUUCCGUUACGCCUGGGCGGGCAGCGAAGAAGUCGAAACAGAAGCGCGCAGACUACCCUUCGACAAACGUUUCGUCCCCUACACGGCCUCCUGUCAAGCGGAAUAUGCGCGAGUAUGCUUAUGCUGAAGAUAGCGGCGGUAAACAGAUACAGCGGCAGCGACGCACAAGUAAGCGGCCCAUAGUCCCAGAUGACGAAGGCGAAUCAUCAUAUGCCUGUCCCGAACCUGUGCGAAAUGCGAAGCCAUCGGCCUCGAAGAAGAACAAGGCUCCUCCACGCCUACUUACCACUUAUGAACGGAUACGAGGUCUCACUGAAGUACAGAACCUGAUCCUGGAGGACUUUGUCAAGACUGCAAAGGAAGAGGGCCAGAAGAUUCUCCUGCAGAAGAACCUGCGCAACCAACCCUUUUCCGACACCAUCCUCCGAGAAAUGGGUCUGGAUCUGCCUAGGAGUCUGGACGAGAUGCUCCAAAUACCGGGAAUUGAGAAAGAGAAGGUGGAGCACUUCGGAAAGAACCUCCUUCGGCUAAUCGAGAGAACUAGGCAGGCUUAUGGCAAUGAGCUGCCGCCACCGAGAGAACAGCCCGCUAGGUACCGCGUUAUUGUAUCUGACGAAGAGGAUGACGAUGAGAGUGAGACGCCCCUGGAUCCAAAUCAUCAAGUCAAACCCAUCAUCGACCUCUGCUCUGAAUCCUCGGAACCUCCUGCGCCGUCGGAUACGGAGAGCGUCUAUGGCAGUCCAGUUGAAGCGGGAGAUCUGGAGGCCGAGGAUGAGGAGUAUGAAGAACCGACAACGUAUAAGAGUCACUAUUUCGUGCCCACGGCAGAUCCUCGCGUUCAGGAAUUCAAUCCACGCAGCGAGCAGUCGAAGGCACGGUCAACGGUUGCGAGUGCGGCGAAGGGACACAGCACUGCGAAACCGCCACUUCCGGAACGAAGGAACCUGCCAUUCAAGAGUAACAAUCAUCGGAGGUCUUCUGGAGGAGGGGGUGGGACCAGAAAAGGGUAUGCAGGUGUGAAGAAGAAGGGGGCGGCGAAGAAGGCGCCAGCUAAGAAGCGGACGGGUAGUGGUGGGAGGGGGAGUGGAGGAGGCGGCGGAUGGUCUGGCAUCAUGGCAAUGCCGAGUUGAGAUAAAAGGAAGCGAGUGUCGUCAGCGACUGCAGGUCAUUUAGAACCAUGCUCGGAGUUCUGUGGGAUCCUUGUUAUGGCAUUGAGCGUGCGUAGCGGGCGCCAUUUUGCUGGGCGAUUCGGCUCCGAGUUUAGGGACUGCUGCAUUUGCAUAUGCAUAUAUUUUGUAUGGGGUUCUAGAGGGUAUCUUCCAUGUUGGGGUUUCAAUCCCUCCUUCUUGAAGGGCUUGCUUGAUUCAUGCACACGGGUCUGUCAGAUGCAAGAAGGAGUUCUGUGGAAGACUUGGGCGGAGUGCCCAUGGAUGGUGCCCGUUGUUCAGACGGCUAAGAAUUGGAGACAUU
This is a messenger RNA of Westerdykella ornata, 5770 nucleotides long. RefSeq lists its product as uncharacterized. The transcript has 2 exons. Bases 97 to 5430 code for a protein of 1777 amino acids. Lineage: Eukaryota; Fungi; Ascomycota; Dothideomycetes; Pleosporales; Sporormiaceae. Gene Ontology annotation, molecular function: 3'-5' DNA helicase activity; four-way junction helicase activity; nucleic acid binding. The record is from RefSeq and is a predicted model, not a curated record. Gene Ontology annotation, cellular component: RecQ family helicase-topoisomerase III complex; nucleus; chromosome. Gene Ontology annotation, biological process: double-strand break repair via homologous recombination; DNA replication.